AUGUUUUUGGCGGAGCUCAUUUUCCUUUUUGCCUUGUGCCUAGCAAAAGAGAUCAAACAAUUGCCAGGAGUUGGAUUCGAACUCAAUUUCAAGCAUUAUUCCGGGUUCUUCCAAGUCUCCGACACUCAUGUACUUCACUACUGGCUCGUUGAAUCUCAGAAUGAGCCGGAUAAAGACCCCCUGAUCUUCUGGUUCAAUGGUGGUCCAGGAUGUUCCUCUUUGGGAGGUCUUCUCAAGGACACGGGACCGUACUUAGUGAAUUUCGACGGUAAAAGCCUCAGGAGGAACCCAUAUUCUUGGAAUAAAAUGGCUUCAGUGGUGUAUAUCGAAUCCCCUGCGGGAGUCGGAUACUCCUAUUCCACCGAUGAGAACAUCACCACCAAUGAUGAUCAGACUUCACUUGAGAACUACGAAGCUGUCAAGCAAUUCUUCCAGACUUUUCCUCAAUUCCGACAUCACGCUACUUUCAUCAUGGGGGAAUCAUAUGGAGGUGUGUAUGUACCAACAUUGGCUGAAAGAAUCCUUGUUGGCCAAAAGGAGUUCCCCAUCAACCUAAAGGGAAUCGCACUUGGGAAUGGUUGGGUACACGAAAAGUUAAACAUCGACACUUCCAUUCGAUACGCCUACGGCCAUGGAAUCGUCGAUGAAAAGACAUGGAGUACAGUUCAAAGGGAUUGUUGCGGAGGCUUCAUCGACUCCUGCGAUCUUACUCAGGUCGCCGGUCAUUGUGCCACUAUGUUAGAAGACAUCUACCAUUCCAUCUGGAGCGGUGGGCUGGAUCCCUUUGACUUGUUCGGAAACUGCGACUCAAAACCGACAAACAACAGCGACAGGACGUCCCACAUGCUUCAAGAAGUCGCGACCCAAUACGAACCCUUUGUUCUGUCCAAGGAGAAGACGAGGGACCUUAUGAGCUUCGUGAGGGCUGAGGAGUCCAGACACCAUUUCCUAUGCGAAAACAACACAAAUAUGGUUACAUACAUGAAUUAUGGUGAGGUUCGACAAGCCCUUAACAUUCCGAGCAACUUACCUAAAUGGAAGAUUUGCAGUAUCCAAGUCACUAACGCUUAUAAGAGACAGUACGGAGAUAUGACGCCAUUCAUCAAGAAGAUCGUCGCCGCAAAUGUCCGAGUACUCCUCUACUACGGAGACACAGAUAUGGCUUGCAACUUCAUGAUGGGUCAAAAAUUUGCCGAUCAACUUGGAUUGAAACAAACACUCGACAGAGCCCCAUGGAGGUUCGACCGUCAAAUCGCUGGAUUCAAAACGGUAUAUGAAGGGCUUACCUUUAUCACAGUACGAGGUGCGGGUCACAAGGCACCACGACAGAAAGCUCCUCAGAUGUGCUACGCCAUUCAACAGUUCCUGCUCAAUCAUCCUAUUUGA
Haemonchus placei is the source of this 1386-nucleotide messenger RNA. The record is from the annotation of a GenBank genome assembly. Lineage: Eukaryota; Metazoa; Nematoda; Chromadorea; Rhabditida; Trichostrongylidae.